Emiliania huxleyi CCMP1516 is the source of this 270-nucleotide messenger RNA. RefSeq names its product tetrahydrofolate dehydrogenase/cyclohydrolase. The record is from RefSeq and is a predicted model, not a curated record. Gene Ontology annotation, biological process: tetrahydrofolate interconversion. The transcript has a single exon. The annotation marks the transcript as partial. Gene Ontology annotation, molecular function: methenyltetrahydrofolate cyclohydrolase activity; methylenetetrahydrofolate dehydrogenase (NADP+) activity. Gene Ontology annotation, cellular component: cytosol. NCBI's taxonomy places the organism in Eukaryota, Haptophyta, Isochrysidales, Noelaerhabdaceae.
ACCCCCGAGGCCGUGCUGCAGCUGCUGCAGCAGCGAGGCGUCGCCCUCGCGGGAAGCCACGCGCUCGUCAUCGGCCGCUCUCGCAUCGUCGGCAGCCCGCUCGCGGCGGCGCUCCUCGCCGCAGACGCGACGGUGAGCGUGGCGCACAGCCGCACCAAGGGCCUCGCCUCCCUCUGCCGCUCCGCCGACGUGAUUGUCUCGUGCGCCGGCUACCCUGGGCUGGUGCGCGGCGCGUGGGUCAAGGAUGGCGCAGCCGUGGUGAGCGUCGGC